Messenger RNA from Kwoniella shivajii, 1632 nucleotides. RefSeq lists its product as uncharacterized. NCBI's taxonomy places the organism in Eukaryota, Fungi, Basidiomycota, Tremellomycetes, Tremellales, Cryptococcaceae. The record is from RefSeq and is a predicted model, not a curated record. Bases 1 to 1632 code for a protein of 543 amino acids. The transcript is spliced from 8 exons.
AUGCUUCUCUCAGCACUUGUAACAACUCUUUUCCUUCCAUUGACAUUAGGAUUCUCAUUCUCGCUACAAAACACAAGCCCAGCACAAUGUAGCUCGGAGAACAUAACAUGGACAGGGGGACAAACACCUUUCAGCCUUACUAUUAUUCCGGCAUUCGAUUACCCAACGACGAUUUCAGUCCCAGAUUCGAAUUAUGAUAGCUCAUCAGGAAAAGGAAGUUACUCAUGGACAGUCAAUUAUCCUUCCGAUACACAAUUCGUAGUUAUGAUGUCCGAUGGCUCAGGAACUGGUACUGGCGGCGUCUCUCCUCUGUAUAAAGUACAAUCUUCCUCAUCUUCUUCUUCAUGCAAUUUGAGAUCAGAAAAGACAGAUUUCCUAUUCUACUUGAACGAAACAUCUCUCACUCAAUGCGACCCGGUUCAAAUCUACUGGGACAAUUCAGCAGUCACUCCUGUAUCGAUCCUUGGUGCAAUUCCCGGUGGUCAAGUCUUCCAACUAGUAUCUGCUAAUGACAAGACUAGCUCAUUGGUAUGGAACACCAAUAUCGCCUCUUCUACCCAAAUUAUCAUAGCAGCCUUUGAUUCUGGCGAAUAUGGCAAUGGUGGUUCAUCAGCUCUGAUGACAAUUGGUUCUUCUUCCGACAAUACGUGUAUCAACGAUGCGUCCCCUUCUUCCACCACUGCUGGAACCCCAACCUCAACCGGCACGAAGACAGGAAGUGUUGGAGGGGUGAAAACGGUAACGUCCAUCACGACGCAGACGGCUAUUCCAAAGGGUGCUGCCGGCCUAUCAACGGGUGCUUUAGUGGGCAUAGUUGUUUCUGCCGUUCUAGUGGUCAUCGCGUUACAAGGUGCUCUGUUAUGGUUCUGCUGUCGACGCCAAAUUCGAUCAUUGAUCUAUCAUCGAAGGGAGAUGAGGGGUCAAGAAGUGAAGCCUGGUGGUGAAGUAGAUUUGGGAUUAGCGUCUAGGAAUUCUGGAUCUUACGAGGAAGAGGAUCCCUAUGCUGCUUUAGGAACAGGAACAGGAGCUAGAACUAGAUCAUCAAGAUAUUCAAUGAGUAGAAGUAGAUCAAGGGACGAUGCUGCAAGCUCAGUAUCACCUUUCCUGGGUUUGGGUAAUACUACUCCACCAACAAACCUGAACAAUCAAAAUGCUCCUACAUUAGAUCUGGACCUAGAUCCACCAAUCAGAGGAACUGGAAUUGGAACUCAUGGUCACGGUAGAAAUGAUUCAUUCGCAUUAUCAAUUGGACAAUCAUUGAAUGAUAUGGACCUAACACCUUCACCUUCUUUAUCAAAUAAUGGAUACUCAUCUAGCUCACCUCUAUUCCCUUCACAUCACUACCCGUCGACAACCUCAAGAUCCAAUAAUGGGAAUAGCAAUGGUACAAUGACAAAAGCUCAGAUGGCAGCUAGUUUAUCGGCGUCAAACCCAGACCCAACAUAUUCUCAAUUUGGCGAUACUAGAUUACCACCACAAGAUGCUCCUUCGGGUGGAUUCAGAAGACAUGAAGAUGCCGGACCUAUGCAAAGAUCAAAUGAGGAAGAAGAACCACCAGCAGAAGUCGAAGAUUUACCUCCUUUAUACAAACCUGAAUGGGAAACUGACUCACAAAGAGGGAAUGAGCGAUGA